Cylicocyclus nassatus is the source of this 800-nucleotide messenger RNA. The record is from the annotation of a GenBank genome assembly. Lineage: Eukaryota; Metazoa; Nematoda; Chromadorea; Rhabditida; Strongylidae.
AGUCCACCAUUUUUUUCGACAAAUUCAUGCACCUUGGAUGUAGACGAAACAACGUUGCUAUCAUUGUGCUUACAAUUACCGUAAUCUUCCUGCUGUAUGAAUACCACUAUACUGCUACCUUACAUGGACGUUUCCUAGCUCUUCAAAGCAAUGGCGGGCAGGUUGGAAACCAGCUUUUUCAUUUAUGCUCUGGCUAUGCAAUAGCGAAAAAAUUGAACAGACGCCAUUAUAUACGAACUCUAAAGGCUGACGGAUUCUACAUAGGAAGACAUAUUCAGAAAAUUGAAGAAAUUUUUCCAAGACUAAAAAACACUUUCACUGUGAUGGAAGUAGGGGGCGAACAUCGCGAGCCUUUUGCGCUCACAAAGGAUGGAAAAGUGAGCUGCUGUGAAUACGAAGAUCCUAUAAGGUUACAGAACAACACUGCACAGUUUCUUGUGCUCGAUUUUCACUAUGCUCAAAAUGCACGUUACUUUGAGCCAAUUUUGCCGGAAAUUCGCUCUUUGCUGAAAUUUUCCCGCAAAGUUAUACGAGAAGGGAAGGAGAUAAUGAAGCUGUGGGGAGUAGAAAAUGCGAAUGCUGUUUGUGUUCAUAUACGACGCUCAGACUUUAUCGAACUGAAUCUAGCUACCGAUCUCGAGGAUACCGUUAGAAAACUACGACACAUUGCCACAAUCACGAACCUGAAUGAAUUUCUUAUCUUUGGUGAUGAUGCAGAUUUUAUGAGGAGAAUGGCCGAAACACUACGUCCGAAUCUAUGUUUAUAUCAGCACCAACGUCCACAUUUGGAUGGUGGCUAG